UGCUCCAGCUUGCUAAGCGAAGAGAGAGAACGCUUCAUAGCAUAAUGGUUACCAGGCUGUUGGAGAGACGUAUGCGACACGGGACUGUAUAGAAAUACAAAUUCACAAAAUAAUAUCAUGACAAACAGCCAUCCAAAAGACGUUUAAUGGAAUAUUAUGUUUGAUUAGCCAACUUCGGAAUAUACAUUUAUAAGUUAUGGAUAUCUAGGAACGAGUUUUUAUUAGGAAAUAAACCUGUUGCCUAUUCGAUAGCACCGUUCUUCCAUUUCAAGAUGUUCCAUUGUGGAAGGGAUGCUGAACGUCUUCGUUUGUUUGCACUUUUCUAGUUGGAGCUCCAACUACGCAUCAAGCUGAUUCGUGAAUUAGUAAAACUCCCAAGGUACCAUGCACGUGUCCCUGGCAGAAGCUCUGGAGGUGCGGGGGGGUCCCCUGCAGGAGGACGAAGUCUGGGCGGUGCUGACGCAGAGUGCCGAGAGCCUCCAGGAGCUCUUCCGCAGAGACCCUUCGGCCCUGUGCUUCAUCAUCUCGCCGUGGUCCCUGCUGCUGAUGCCGUCCGGGAACAUCUCCUUCACCGACGAGAACGUGACUCAGCAGGAUCUGAGAGCCUUCACCGCCCCGGAGGUCCUGGAGGGCCUGGCCUUGUCCUCCGUCUCUGACAUGGAGAAGAUGCAUAUGUAUUCUCUUGGGAUGACUUUGUUUUGGGGAGCGGACUAUGAAAUUCCUCAAAGUCAGCCGGUGAAGCUGGGGGAGCAUUUGCACAGCAUGCUGCUGAGCAUGUGUGAUGACGGGACGCACGCGCGCAUGUCCGUGCGCACCGUGCUGGAGGCCUGCAGCGCACACAUCCGCUCCUCCAGCUGCGAGCCGCCCUUCGCCUACGUCAGGAGGCUGGUCAGACUGGUGCUGGGCAGCCUGUCCCAGCUGGACGGGCUGCUGUCAAAGACGGAGCGGGAGUCCCUGCCUGAGCGCAGUAAGGAGAUUCGGGAGCGGCUGCGUGGGAAAGGCCUCCCGGCAGGGAGAAGCGCGGCGUCUCGAGUCCUGGAGCGGUACCGCACGCGGACGCAGGAGCAGGCCUCUCUGAACAAAGGGCUCAGCCUCUCCAUGGGGUCCCUGCCCAUCAACGACCUCCUGCGGGGCGAGGAGGAGGCGGCCCGCGCGUACCCGGCCUCGGAGUACCACCCCGGGUCCGAGGAGUCGGCCGGGGAGCACCAGCGCCGCGGCCGGGCGGCGGAGAAGCUCCCCGGCUACCGGCGCGAGCCGGCCCACCCGCGGAAGAACUGGACCUCCUCCGUGGACCUGGCCUGCCUGGAGCCCGAGGCGCUGCGUUUCGGGGCGCUGGAGGACGCCCGCCGGGGGAGCAGCGCCCUCAGCCAGAGGUCAGUGGGCAGGAACAGGUCGGCAACCCGGGCGAGGGAGGCCCGGUACUCGGACUUCGCCGGGCUGGAGCCCCGGCAGGUCCACCACCGCUCGGCUGCGUCCGUGGGCUCGGCGCUCACCACCGCGUACGACCGGAUCAGGGAGAAGCAGAGGAAGCUGCAGGCGCUCAGGCAGGCCAUGGACGUGGACGACCCUCUGCACACCCACAGAAGAUAUCACAGUGAUUACAGCUCCUCCAGUGAAAGCCCAUCAGUAGCCUCUUCAGAUCCUGAAUAUAGAGUGAAAAAGCCGGAGGACGUGCGGAGGUAUGGCUCUCAGGCAGCCCUGUCAGAGCACGACGGCCUCUCCCUGGCCAGCCGCACCAGCCUGAGACACAGGUAUGAGGGAGCAGGAGGCCAGGAGGAGCUGCUCCUGCAACGGCAGGAGGAGGAGAUGCACCUCCUGCAGGCCCACCUCGCCAACCGCCUGUCCCGCGCCAACCUGUACCCCGGGGACCUCCCCCUGCGCACCAGCCCGCUCGACCCCACGCUCCCCGACCUCAAACUGCGCUCGUCCAAGAACUUCUUCGGUCCUGAAUUUGUGAGGAUGACCAGUGAGCCGUCUGUUGCCUUGAGUGUUCCAUCUUCGAUAAUGAAUAAGAAAGGGAAGGUGGAGGAGGCGCAGCGGAGGGUGGGGGUGGUCCUGCUGAACGGACAGAGGCUGGAGGUCGGCUGUGACUCCAAGGCCGUGUGCAGGGACGUGCAGGACAUGGUGGUGGCGCACGUGGGCCUGGUGGAGCACCACCUGUUUGGCCUGGCCUACCUGAGAGAGAAUGAGUUCUUCUUCAUUGAACCCGAAGCCAAGUUGUCUAAAGUUGCCCCUGAAGGCUGGAAGGACGAUCCCAAGAAAAAGAAAUCCGAAGUCAACUUCAAUCUGUUCUUCCGCAUCAAAUUUUUUCUGGAUGAUGUCAACCUCAUACAACACACGAUGACCAAACACCAGCACUACUUGCAGCUGCGGAAGGAUAUUUUGGAAGAAAGGAUGCGAUGUGACAUGGAGAACGCCUUACUGCUUGCAUCACUAGCACUGCAGGCUGAGUUUGGAGAUUACCAGCCUGAGCUACAUGGCAAAACGUACUUCAGGCUUGAACAUUACCUACCCGCAUCUGUCCUGGACAAGAUAGACCAGACCACCAUUAAAGAGAAACUGCCCCAACUGCACAGUGCAUAUUACGGAGCGACUGAGGUGGACACAGAGUUUGAGUUCCUGAAGGUGAGCCAAAAGCUGACCGAGUACGGGGUUCACUUCCACCGGGUGCUGCCGGAGAAGAGGUCCCAGACGGGGAUAAUGCUGGGGGUGUACUCCAAGGGUGUGCUCAUUUUCGAGGUGCUGAAUGGAGUUCGCACCCCAGUCCUGAGGUUCCCCUGGAGAGAAACCAAGAAGAUCUCCUUCGUAAAGAAGAAGAUCAGCCUGCAGAACACCACUGACGGGAUCAAGCACCUUUUCCAGACGGACAGCAAUAAGACCUGCCAGUAUCUGCUGCAGAUGUGCUCGGACCAGCACAAGUUCCACGUGCAGACCAAGGCCCGGCAGAAGAACCAGGAGCAGCAGGACAUUGAGAACUCCCCCCUGGGGAGUCUGCAGUACGCCGGAGGGCCCGGCGUCCUCGGGGAGAUGGGGAGGGCCAUGAGCGCAGCCAGCCUGGGCCCCGGCUCCACGGGCCCCGCCGACGGCGACCACCUGAAGAGGAUCUCGUACUCGGAGGCGGCCCUGAACAAGUCCCUCCCGGGCCGGUUCCAGCUGACGGGGGACCCCCCGUACCCCGCCCUGGGCUCCAGCGCCAACCCCCGGCUGCUCAGCCGCUCCCACCACAACCUGGGCCAGGUGCCCGAGUCGCCGGACGGUCGCGCCCUGCCGCCGGUCAGCAGCCAGUCGCGGGCCCAGCUCCUGGCGUCUCACCACCGCGCUAGCUCCGACACGGACUCCAUCACUGCCGCCCGGAAGCAGGAGAGUGUUUUUGGCCUCAAGGCUCACGGCAGCCCCAGCUGGAGUUCUGACAGGUUCAAGAAGGAAUCGGACUCCUCCUCCUUGGAUGAGACGGGCCACGCUUACGUCCUAGGUGUGAGCAUGCACAGUUCUGGCUUGCCCUCCUCCCCAGCUUCCUCCACAGUCAACGAUUCUCUGAAAAAGCGUCUGAACGCUCUGCCGUCUCCAGAGAGGGCGAUUAAGAGCGUGAAUCUGAAGAAGGACGUGAAGUACGGCCUGGGAUUUCAGAUCGUCGGGGGGGAGAGCUCCGGUCGAACGGCCUUGGGGACCUUUGUCAGCUCCAUUUCUCCCGGGGGGCCCGCUGACGUCAACGGCUGCCCGAAACCAGGGGACCGUCUAAUCUCUGUGAACGACAUGAGUCUGGAGGGCCUCCCUCAUGACUCCGCUGUGAAGAUCCUGCAGAACACCCCGGAUGACGUGACGCUGGUCGUGUCUCAGCCCACUGAGAGGCUGUAUGAAGAGUCUCCUUCAAGCCCGGCCAGCUACCAGGGCAGGGGUCACAUGACCCCCCCUGGGCAGAGGCAGGAAGUGGACUAUGGGUCUUCAUCAGAGGAGCCCGCGGGGACCCCCAGCCCCCCUCCCCUCGCCCCGGCCAGCCCCCCCGCCCCGUCGCCGGGGCGACGGCAGGAGAGCCUGAGCUCCCAGGACUCCCGCACCGAGAGCGGCGGCCUUUCCCAGACCCUCCUCAACGGAUCCCCCCGCGGCGUCGCCGUGGAGACCGCGCCCGCGCCCCUCCCCCUCCCCAUCGCCUUCGACGCCGCCGCCCCGGCCCUGCCGCCCAAAACCAGGAGGGCCAAAGCGGCGGAGAUCCCGAAAGAGCCGGACUACUCGGACCGAGGGGACUCGGACAUGGACGAGGACACGUACUCCGGCAGUCACGAGACGCAAAAGCUCAGGAAGGAGUUAUCUCCCAACUGCAUCAUGGGAAAAUUAAGUGAUAAUGCCCCAGGGGUCAAUAGUCUCCAUCCGGGAGAUCUAUUUGACCUGCAGUUGUCCAAAAAGGACAACAGCCUGGGCAUAAGUGUCACGGUACUGUUCGGCAAGGGUGGAGUGAACACCAGUGUUAGACACGGAGGGAUUUAUGUCAAGGCUAUCAUCCCUAAAGGAGCUGCUGAAUUAGAUGGCCGGAUACAGAAGGGGGACCGCGUGGUGGCGGUCAAUGGGAAGAGUCUGGAGGGAGCCACUCACAAGCAGGCAGUGGAGACCCUGCGAGAUACAGGCCAGGUGGUCCAUCUGCUCCUGGAGAAGGGCCAGCUCCCUACCGCUAGCGUGCACGCCCCUCUCACCCCGCAGUGCACCCCUCCCAUCGAGAGGGACGCCCAGGACGAGCCCGGCCCGGCGCUGCCAGGAGACCGCGAGUACAGCUUCGUCACUGACGACAACGUGUUUGAGGUGGGCCUGCUGAAGAACUCGUCUGGCCUGGGCUUCAGCUUCAGCCGGGAGGACGGCCCGCCCACGGAGCCCCCCGGGGCCAGCAUGGUCAGGGUGAAGAAGCUGUUUCCAGGGCAACCGGCCGCCGAGACCGGCCUGAUCGACGUGGGCGACGUCAUCCUCCAGGUCAACCAGACGUCCCUGAAGGGCCUCUCGCAGCACGAGGUGAUCUCAGCACUGCGAGGCACUGGACAGGAGGUCACUCUGCUGCUCUGUAGACCGGAGCACGGAGUAAUACCAGAAAUGGACAUCUCGGGUCUGACCCCGAUGACCUCACCCCGGAAGGAGUCGUCCGUGCAGCCUGACUCCAGCCAGGCCAGGCCGCAGAGAGACUCCUCGCCUGCAGAGGGCGGUAGACAGGCGUUGGGCCCCGUGGAGGAGGCCCUGGAGAGACUGCUGAGGAAGUCGCCCGGUCGCCGCGACAGCUACAGCGACAGCACGGACAACGAGGAGGUGGAGAAGGUCUUCGCCCCCGCGCUGGAGCGGGACAGCCAAGACUGGGACCCCAGCGUCUACCAGACCCCCGACAACAACCUGGGGUACGAGACCCCGAGUGACCUGGACGACACCAUCCGUUCUGCGUAUUACUCCCCCAGCCAGACUCCCUGCAGGCCAGAGCUCAACUCAAGCAGGUGCCCCUCCUCCACGCGUUCGUCUGAGCUGGAGCGCCCCCCUGUGGCCACGGCCUCUCCGUCCGCCCCGGAGCGAAGCCACCUCAGCCCCAGCCUGGAGCCCUCACCACCUCCCCCCCUGCCCAUGACCUCCUCCCUCCCCUUCCCCGACAGCGGGCAGGAUCUGGACGACUUUGUGCCUGAAGUGGAGCUGGAGGUGUCCCUGACUAAGUCGGAGAAGGGCAGCCUGGGAUUCACGCUGACCAAAGGAAACGACCUCAGCUGCUACAUCCAUGACAUCAUCCAGGACCCUGCCAAAGAAGAUGGCCGACUUCAGCCCGGGGACCGGCUGAUCACGGUGAACCACACGGACGUGUCCAGCAUGGGCCACACCGAGGUGGUGAACCUGGUCCGCGCUUCCCCCAGAGUGGUGGAUCUGGUGGUGGGUCGGGUGCUGGAGGUACCCAGGCCGCCCAUAGAGGCCCAUCUGCUGCCUGACAUCCCUUUCCAGUGCCAGGAUGACGCGCUCGGGCUGCUGUUGGACGGGGGCAGCGACAGUCUGUCGGGGGUGCUUUACGUGAAGGACAUCGCCCCCGGGUCGGUGGCUGAGGCAGAGGGCAGUCUGAAGCAGCUGGACCUGGUGCACUACAUCAACGGGGCGCCCACGCAGGACCUGACGCUGAGCGAAAGCCGCCGGCUGAUGGAGCUCUCCCAGGGUGACCUCCUUCUCAAGGUCACCAGGGAUGGAAAACCUGUCGCUCCAAAAGAGAGAAACCUAUUAUUUCUGAACAACAAUAAUGGCCCCAAACUGAAUACACCUGCCAGUAUGAAUGGUUAUCUUCAUGGAGGGGAAAGCAACCAUCCGAGCCCUGCUGAGGAGCAGGUCAUUCACCUCGAGCUGGAGAAGCCCAUCUCAGGGGGACUGGGCUUUUCUGUGAUCGGGGGCGAGAGGGGUAUUUUUGUCAAGUCCAUUACACCGGGAGGCACCGCUGAUAACGCCGGGACUUUACAAGUGGGAGAUAGAUUACUGAAGGUUAACGAGGAGGUGAUGACCGGGGUGUCGCACACGAGAGCGGUCACUACGAUCCGCAAGGCCAGAGGCCUGGUUCACGUGGUCGUGUCCCGACCCCCAGACCAGACUCCCACCACCUACAUGGACUACCUCCCCGGCAACGCUGACAAGUGCAACGGCAACACCGAUGCCAGUGAGGACAGUGGGGUGAAGUCUAAAGUCUUCGGUCCGACCGACGGGGAGAAAUCCAGCAGAGCACAGACCCCACCACCUUUACCCCCGAUAGACUACCACCCGGGAGAACUGAGAGAGAAGAGUGAAAGCGCUGAGCUCUCUGAAGACACGGACUGUGACGGGUCCUCCCUGCCUGAGGACUCUCCAGAGACCUCCCGAAAGGCUGGGUGGAAAGAAGAGUGUGUGGAUGCACCACCCAUGGAAAGCUUCCCUAAGUCCUCAGCGGGUCCUCAGGAGGAGGACGAGAUCACAUGGGGAAGUGAUGAGCUGCCCAUCGAGAACAUCAACUCCAAAUUCACAGAGGAUGGCCUGAUCAUUACAGAGGAUGAACUCACCUCUCUUCCCCUGGUGAAAGUGGUCCCUGACGGUCAGUACACCGGAACCAAGCUCAAUACUGUCGUGCGAAUGAUGCGUGGGCUCCUGGAACAGAAGAUCCCCCUUCAGGAAUUUGAGUGUGAUUAUUCUCCACAGAAUCUUCAGAAUCUGCAGCCGUUGGAUGACUGUUUGAUUGGGCAAACCAAGGAGAACAAGAAGAAGAACCGGUACAAGAACAUUGUCCCCUUUGACACCACCCGCGUCACUCUCGGCAAAGAUGGGGGCUACAUCAAUGCCAACUUCAUCAAUAUGCUCGUGAAAGACGAGGGCUUCAUGUAUAUUGCCUGCCAAGGACCCCUGCCCACCACCCUUGCUGACUUUUGGCAAAUGGUAUGGGAGCAGAAGUCCAAUGUGAUUGCCAUGAUGACCCAGGAGGUUGAAGGUGGAAAGGUUAAAUGUCAGCGGUAUUGGCCCCACACGCCCAAGACUCCUGAAAUGGUGGAUGAGAGGCUACAGCUCACACUUAUCAAGGACCAGCAUCUGGACAACUUUGUCAUCCGCCUUAUUGAGGUCAAAGAUGUCCAGGCCGAUGAAGUUCAGUACGUCAGUCACCUGAACUACACUGGCUGGCCGGACCAUGGCACACCCACACAACCAGAGCAGCUGCUGACUUUCAUCUCCUAUAUGAGGCAUAUCCACCAAUCAGGGCCCAUAAUUACCCACUGCAGUGCAGGGAUUGGCCGCUCGGGAACCCUUAUUUGCAUCGAUGUGGUUUUGGGUCUCAUCAGCAAAGACGCCGAUUUUGAUAUUUCAGAUGUUGUACGUUCAAUGCGGCUACAAAGACAUGGCAUGGUCCAAACAGAGGAACAGUACAUUUUCUGCUAUCAAGUGAUCUUGUAUGUCUUGCGAUGUCUUCAAGCAGACGAGAAAAUCUCGGGAUAGCAAACAUCUGCUCGCGCUCACAACUGCCCAAAGAGACUCAUCUGUGGGAACAGUGAUCCUGAGGAGUACACUUGGGUACAUUUGAACAAAAUGGACGCUUUUGUUGCUUUGUUACAAACAGUGCAGAUUUUAUAGCUGGCCUUACGACAUUCUGCUCCAUAAAUUUGAAGUAAAUCCUAAGGGAUUCUGUAUAGUUUUGUUUUUUUUCCCCUGCUCUUUUGUGUUCUUUUUCUUGGACUGCUGCUCUCCUACAAAAUAAAAUAAAAUUUGAUUUUAUAUGUGACAUAUCCAGCAGUACAAUACAUGCCUUUCUAAAUUCUUUGAAAUUAAAUGUGUAUGACAGUUAUAAUUGAAUGCAUAUCUUAUUUUGAACAAAAAUCUUACAUGUAUGUAUUUUAAAGCUAUACGAUGCGAAAGGUUGCCUUGACAGAAUACAACGACAGUAUUUGCUAUGUAAAUCUAUUAUUAAUUGCUGACUGCCAGUUGAAAUUAAAGUGUAUAUAUUUAUCAAAUGAAACUGGAAAAGAUUUAAAUUGUUAUUUACAGGACUGUUUGCAAUUUGUAAAUAAAAGAGUAUCAUGUCUUUA
Messenger RNA from Conger conger (European conger), 8531 nucleotides. It is a transcript of the gene ptpn13, whose product is annotated as protein tyrosine phosphatase non-receptor type 13. The transcript is spliced from 49 exons. Lineage: Eukaryota; Metazoa; Chordata; Actinopteri; Anguilliformes; Congridae. The record is from RefSeq and is a predicted model, not a curated record. Bases 385 to 7944 code for a protein of 2519 amino acids. Gene Ontology annotation, biological process: peptidyl-tyrosine dephosphorylation. Gene Ontology annotation, cellular component: cytoskeleton; cytoplasm; nucleus. Gene Ontology annotation, molecular function: phosphatidylinositol 3-kinase regulatory subunit binding; protein tyrosine phosphatase activity.